This is a messenger RNA of Lagenorhynchus albirostris (white-beaked dolphin), 1044 nucleotides long. RefSeq names its product solute carrier family 51 member A (gene SLC51A). Gene Ontology annotation, cellular component: plasma membrane; endoplasmic reticulum membrane. Gene Ontology annotation, biological process: bile acid and bile salt transport. Bases 1 to 1044 code for a protein of 347 amino acids. The transcript is spliced from 9 exons. Gene Ontology annotation, molecular function: transporter activity. The record is from RefSeq and is a predicted model, not a curated record. Lineage: Eukaryota; Metazoa; Chordata; Mammalia; Artiodactyla; Delphinidae.
AUGGAGCCAGACAGGACUCAGAUAAAGCUUGAUCCCAGGUACACGGCAGAUCUUCUGGAGGUACUGAAAACCAAUUACAGCAUUCCCUCUGCCUGCUUCUCUCACCCUCCCACAGCAGCCCAACUUCUGAGAGCAUCGGGCCCUGUGGAAAUUUCUCUCACGGUCAUCAUGACCUUGCUUGCCCUGGGCUCAGUUGCCAUCUUCCUGGAGGAUGCUGUCUACCUAUACAAGAACACUUACUGCCCCAUCAAGAGGAAGACUCUGCUCUGGAGCAGCUCUGCGCCUACGAUAGUGUCUGUGUUCUGCUGCUUUGGUCUCUGGAUCCCUCGUGCCCUCAUGCUCGUGGAAAUGGCCAUAACCUCGUUUUAUGCGAUGUGCUUUUACCUGCUGAUGCAGGUCAUGGUGGAAGGCUUUGGUGGGAAGGAGGCAGUAGUAAGGACACUGAAGGACACCCCAGUGAUGAUCCACACAGGCCCCUGCUGCUGCUGCUGCCCCUGCUGCCCACAACUCAUGCUCACCAGGAAAAAGCUUCAGCUGCUGAUGUUGGGCCCCUUCCAGUAUGCCUUCUUCAAGAUAACACUGAGCCUGGUGGGCCUGUUUCUCCUCCCUGAUGGCAUCUAUGACCCAGCAGAUAUUUCAGAGAAGAGCACAGCUCUAUGGAUCAACGUUUUCCUUGGUGUGUCCACCCUGUUAGCUCUGUGGACCCUGGGCAUCCUUUUUCGUCAAGCCAAGCUGCACCUGGGCGAGCAGAACAUAGGAGCCAAAUUUGUUCUGUUCCAGGUUCUCCUUAUUCUGACUGCCCUGCAGCCAUCCAUCUUCUCAGUCUUGGCCAACGGUGGGCAGAUUGCUUGUUCGCCUCCCUUUUCUUCUAAAAUCAGGUCUCAAGUGAUGAACUGCCACCUCCUCAUCCUGGAGACUUUUCUGAUAACCGUGCUCACACGAAUAUACUACCGAAGGAAAGACGACAAGGUUGGAUAUGAACCUUUCUCUUCUCCAAACCGGGAUUUGAACCUCAAAGCUGGAGGUGGAUUGCUUGGACAAUGA